UCUCAGCAGCAUCAUCAGCAGCUAGAGUGUGAAGCUUCGUUCGAGUGCGGACGCCAUUGUUUAUUUUCCUUAACCGAGCUGAAAAAUUCGUUCCCUCCGGUUUGGUCCGGAAAGCGUAAUAGUGCGUUACGAAGUGACUUGGUGGUGCUAAGUGCGGAAGUGUUAAAGUUUGUUGGAUUAUCAACGCUUCCGAAGAUUGAAAAAUCGAAACUGCUUCUUCAGCCGACACAAGAAGAGCGGCGAGUGGGGGUCCAUGUAAAAACGCAAAUUUCGCGGCUUGAACAUUGUGUCACAGUGAAGUAGAGUGUAGUCAAAAGAAACUGUACAGUGAAAAUUGUUGGAUUUUCAAUGAAUAAACUAAUCAAAACGUGUCGAAUGCGGAAGAUUUCAAUCGGUAACGCGUAGUGAAAUACGAAAUAGAACUCGGUGCGAUUGAAUUAGCUCAGUAGAACGAAAAAUUUCAAUUUUUCACUUGCCUCGGCAUGACAGCCAACUCGGAAACGGCUGGUGGUACCGAACUGGUACCAGCUUGUGUCAAGAAUAAUGCUAUCCUUCGAUGGAAACGCGUAACUAAUCCGAGUGGACCACAACCGCGGCCUCGCCAUGGUCAUCGUGCUGUCAACAUUAAAGAAUUAAUGGUUGUUUUCGGUGGCGGCAAUGAAGGCAUUGUUGAUGAACUACAUGUCUACAACACAGCUACCAACCAAUGGUACGUACCGGCCACCAAAGGAGAUGUUCCACCAGGCUGCGCAGCUUACGGUUUCGUUGUUGACGGAACUCGAAUACUUGUGUUUGGAGGUAUGGUUGAAUAUGGCAAGUACUCGAACGAGUUGUAUGAGCUGCAGGCAACUAAAUGGGAGUGGAAGAAGCUUAAGCCCAAACCUCCAGAGUCGGGAUCACCACCCUGCCGUCGUCUGGGACACAGCUUUACAUUGGUCGGAGACAAGAUUUAUCUCUUCGGUGGUCUUGCCAAUGAGAGUGACGAUCCAAAAAAUAAUAUUCCAAAAUAUUUGAACGAUUUGUACAUUUUGGAAAUAAAAAACAAUCAAUUGCAAUGGGAGAUUCCGACGACGUUCGGUGAAAGCCCUCCGCCACGUGAAUCACACACGGCCGUAUCUUGGUAUGACAAGAAACUUAAAAAGUAUUGGUUGGUCAUCUAUGGUGGCAUGUCCGGUUGCCGACUGGGUGACCUGUGGCUUUUGGAUACUGAUACAAUGUCCUGGACACGACCAAGGACAAGUGGUCCGCUGCCGCUGCCCCGGUCGCUUCAUAGCUCCACUCUGAUCGGAAACCGAAUGUACGUGUUCGGUGGUUGGGUUCCGCUGGUCAUGGAAGACGUUAAGGUGGAAAAGCAUGAAAAGGAAUGGAAGUGUACUAAUACUCUUGCUUGUUUGAAUCUCGAAACAAUGACCUGGGAGGAGUUGGAUCUGGACAUUGAGGAAGAUAACAUGCCCCGAGCUCGAGCCGGGCACUGCGCAGUGGGCAUCCAUACGAGACUCUACAUCUGGUCCGGGCGCGACGGCUACAGAAAGGCCUGGAACAACCAGGUCAGGGUUUGUUGCAAAGAUCUCUGGUAUCUAGAGGUUGAGCGGCCCGCUGCAGCCUCACGCGUACAACUGGUGCGUGCUUCUACCCAUUCUCUUGAGUUAUGCUGGCCAUCGGUUCCGUCGGCGGCUCAGUACAUUCUUGAGAUCCAGAAAAUUCCUCAACCUCCGCCGCCACCACCAGCAACUCCUACGCCGACUCCGGUGCCGAACAUUACGCCAACUGCUGCAGCUUCUCCUGCUCUAACUUCUCCAGUAUCGACUGCAGCAGGAUCGAUGUCACCAGCUGGACUCACUGCCGGAGAGCCAUUGCUCCAGCAGCCACUAAUCAAAGGUCUUCCAGGGCGCGCUGCUGCAUCACCGAUUGCAGUUUCACAGUCACCUGUUGCGGUACAAGUGGCUUCACCACUUGCGGUUGCUGCCUCCGGUAGUCCCAACAUUCACGGGACAAUCGGAAGCCCGAUACACAAUCCGGCAGCUGGUAUGCAAUCCCCCACACCAAUCGCAGUUGCAGCCGUUCCCUCGUCGCCCGUGCACAGCGUGACAUCACCAACGGUACAGCGUAUCGUAACUAAGGUGCAGGCGGCCAAACCGAUGCAACAGCAGCAACAAACGAAAGUGCUGACAUCGUCUGGUAUUUUGCAGCAGCAACCGACACAGAUUAUUCAAACCCAAGUUCAAGCAGCUCCAAACCUGCAGCAGCAGCAACUUCAAUCGCAGCAAAUCACUCAAAUCACUCAGCAGCCGCAAACAAUUCGUGUAGUCAGUGGAACAGCCAUAUCGAAUGCACAACAAAUCACAACUGGAGGAACACCGAUUCGCGUACUUUCGUCGACCGGUCAACAGGUGCGCAUUGCUACCCAACAGACUGGUGGUCAACUGGUGAAUGUGAGUACAGCAACCGGACAACAAACUGCGACAGUACUUCGCGGUCAAAAUAUUGUUACAGCAGGCACUCAUCUUCAAGCUCAGCAACGCAUUGUUAGCGCUCCGGGUUCGACCACAACAACAGCCACCAUCGGUGGAAAACAAAUCAUCCUCCAGAAGCCGCUGACAAUUGUUGGUGGAGCUGGUGGUCAAGCGACAGGAACGAUCAACACUGCUGGCGGCAUGACUGUGAAUCAGCCCCAGAUUGUGACGCUUGUAAAGACCAGUCAGGGUAUGACCGUUCAAACGUUACCCAAGAUGAACGUACUUCAGAAAGGAACAUCAGUUGCUGGAACCAUUCAGCAGCAGCAGCAGAUUGUCACCUCUAAUAUUAUUGGUGGAAGUGGUACAAUUCAGCAAGCCACGGUAGGGGGCCAGAAAACAGCCGUAAUCGGUGGAAAUGUGGUUAAAUUGAUGUCUUCAACUGGAACGAUAGGCGGUAAACAAAUUCUGAUGAAAAAUCCAAACAUCGUUCAAGUGGGCAAGGUUGCCACAAACGUUGCCGGUAAACCAACGCUGGUCAUCACAAAUAAGGCGGGUCAGCAGAUUCGAAGCAACCAGCAGGUGAUUGUCAUGACGUCCCCGCAGGGCAUAAGAACGGUGGGUGGUGCUAUUACUUCGUCUGCCAAUAACUACGUAACGUUGUCGACGUCGCAAGUCAUGAACACGAUUACAACCUCCCGUGCUACUAACAUUGGUGGAGCAACCAUACUGCAGGCAACAGGUGCUGGAACUGCGGGUGGCACUACUGCCAACAUUGGAGGUCAAGCGAUUAAACUGCGUGCCGUACAGGGUGGUAAACCAAUAACCUUCACCGUACCCGUCGGUGGUCUUCAGGCUGCUGGUCAAAAAAUCAGCGGAACGCAGAUCAUCAACAUGCCGCAGAAGGCACUGACGAUCGGUGGAAAGGCGGUAACUGUUCAGUUGGCACCAUCAGCAGGUGGUCAGAAAACGGUAACCAUUGUGCCAUCUUCAGCCGGACAGGGUGCUGGCGGAAUCGCAACGGCCGGUGGUCCAGGACAGCAAAAGAUUGUAAUGCUGCCAUCAAAAACGACUACAAGAAUCGUUACACAGCAGCAGUAUCAACAGAUUCAACUGCAACAGCAGCAAGCGCAACUACAACAACAGCAACAACAACAGCAGCAACAAGAGCAAGUGUCUACUGAUGCGGCUUUCGCUGCUCUGGCCGCCGAAGCUGGCCUUAUCGAAAACGAUGGCGAUCAAAUCGACCAGAUGGACGGUUGUUUCGAUUUAUUGCAGGGCGACGAAGCAAUGGAAACGGAUCAAAAAGACAUCAGCAGACAAAUUGUUUGGCCAACUAUGGACCAACUCGAUGGUUGCGGUAACGAUUUUCUGUCAUCCGACGGUGAGGAUGAAGACGUUGAUAUGAGUGAUGUACCGUUAAGGGGGACGCCGCGAUACGUUCGAUUAGGUUUGUUUGGCGGUGCUGCUGCGUUUGAAAAUCAAAAUCCUACCGGCGAAACCCAGGACGAUGAGCAGGAUCCAUUGACCCAGGAGGCUGAUCCAGCAGCGGCGGUUUCAGGUGCUGCAAAUGCAACCGAAGCAGCCGAUGAAGCGGAUCCACAGCACGAUACCUGUGGGGAUGAACCCGCGGAUCAAAACCCAGAAGAGCCAACUGAAUCUGCGGAUCCUCAACAACCAUCAGCAAGUGAAGAGGGUGGUACCAUGGCAAGACAGGAUCAAGAUACCCAGCAACAUCAACAAUCUGCAGAUGAUGAUGCAGCUAAUGAAAGUGGAACCACUGAGCAGCCAGCUGAUCCUGCAGAUGCAAAUGAGAGUACCACAAAUGCAGCAACCACUGAUGCUGAAGAUGUGUCCAUGCAGGAUGCCUCUGCUGGUGAGACCGAUGAACAGAAGGAACCAGCAGCUGCGGAUAAUGUUUCGUUGAGCGGUAGUGCCACAGCAAAUCAACAAAACGAAUCAUCUUCGUAUAAUGCUCCAGCAAAUACUGGCGAUGACAGCUUAUCACAGUCUCAGUUAAACAAUUCUGGUACGACAACAUCCGGAAUAACACAGCUGCACCAGGAUGCAAUCGAUAGUAGCGCCACCAGUAACUUACCAAUGGUAGUCAGUGUAAACAGCGCCCCGACAGCUUCGGAAACCGAAGCAGCUAACAUCCUCACCACUAUCAAGAGCGGUGAGUUGUUGUCGUUGCAAAAUACCGAUUUACUAGCAGCCGCAGGAUCCGGUGGAGAUAACAUCAUUCAGCUAAACUCUGGAUUACUACAGUCCAGUGGCACUAUCGAGGGUUUUUCGCGGUCCUUAUCGAAUGACACACAGACGAUCACGUUUAAGACCACGUCUGCUAGUAGUGAACUAACGCAAGUCGCUGCAACCGACGGAAGUCAGUUCGUAACGUCGCAGGCUUCCAGUGGUGCCAUGGUUAAAUCGGAAGACUCGUCUGCCAGUGCCGGUGGUCAUUUGGACGCUUUGGCCGAAGCAGCAGCAUCCGCUACGUCAGUUCCAUCCGAUAUACUGAGCACAACUGCGUCGAAUACGGCAGCAAGUGUAGCGAGAGCGCCUUUAACUAUUGCCGUAGCUUCACCACAACAGCCACAAGCCUCAACCACAACGAUUAAGUAUUUCGAUGCAAAUUCAAAACAGUUCACGCUGUCUUCGCCGCUGCUCCAAUCGCCAGUCAAUCCUCCAGCGAAUAUUCUGAGCAACAGCAACGGAAACGGUAUGGCUGGGGUAACCGGCACCGCUGUUCCGACUGUGGUAACCACGAUUCAGGGCAGUACUGUAACCGCCGCGGGUAAAAAUACAACAAUCGCCAAGUCCGUGCGACCCAGCGUCAAAACGAAAGAAGAAAAAGACGAUCCUAAAAUCAAAAUCAAAGAUGAAUCAGAAAAGUGGUACACGGUCGGUAUUUUCAAGGGACUCUCCCACACCGUAUCCAACUAUGUUGACUUUGACGAGUGGAAUUGUCUCUAUGAUGGCGAUACUCUGACCGCUGACAACCUACCCGAUCUGACCAAGUUUAAGCGAAUUAACCUGGAACCGGGAUGCGCCUAUCGCUUCCGCGUGGCUGCCAUUAACAGUUGUGGCCGGGGUGAGUGGAGCGACGUCGCACCGUUCAAAACAUGUCUGCCUGGGUUCCCGGGGGCACCGUCAGCUAUCAAAAUCUCGAAAUCGCCGGAAGGGGCUCAUCUCUCGUGGGAACCGCCACCAUCGACGACGGGAGAUAUUCUCGAAUACUCGGUUUAUCUAGCGGUCAAGUCACAGAAUGCAAAAGACAAAGCCAACCAAUCUGCGCAACUCGCAUUCGUGCGGGUUUACUGUGGCCCCAACAACCAGUGUACCGUUCCCAACCAGUCACUAUCGACGGCGCACGUCGAUUACACCUCCAAGCCGGCGAUUAUUUUCCGUAUUGCGGCCCGCAAUGACAAGGGCUACGGACCAGCAACGCAAGUGAGGUGGUUACAAGAUCCACAAUCAGCUAAGGGAGCACCAGCCGCUGGAACUGGUAGCGGUUCGUCGGCAUCGGGUACGAAAAGGCUCAAUGAGAAAGGUCCCUCGACAGUAGCGAAACGGACAAAAACCGGAGCCAAUUCGUCGAUGAUUGUUUCACCCACUGCAUAAAACUAACAGGACAAAAUUCUGAACAUUUUGUAUAAAGCCAACCCCUGAAGUAGUUGAUGAGUGUAAAAUUUUCACAAUUCACUUAUGGAUCUCCCCGUGGUUUGGUGUGCCGGUUGAAGAAAUCGUAAUGAGUGUAUAAUACUUUGCUAGAGUGUGAUGUUCCAGACCACGGGGAGAAUUUAAGCAAAGAAAUCAUGGAGUACGUAAAAUCCCAUACACAAUAAGCGCGAUGUUCUGCGACUUUUAGGUAUCGCUAGAAUACUGAACAAGGGUCAUUCGAACUUCUAUCGCAGCAGUAGAGGAGUAUAUGAUAUAAGCUAUUAACCAGUUUUAAGACAAGAGAAAUUCAAUAUCUAGAUAAUCGUAAUGCUCUAGUGACUAGCGUGAAGUAAACCUCAAUUUACGAAGUUUUUUCCUUCAUUUUUUUAUGAUUGAUUAAAGCAGAAAUUGCUGAAAUAUUAUGAAUAUAUAGCGUAAAUUAGCAACGUUAGAAUGAAACACUGCAGGAAGCGUUUUAUGUUCAGGAGGUGCAUCAAGACAAACGAGUGGUGUUUGGUACAGCAGGAUUACCAAUAUAUAAACUUAUUCAAAACGAAACUCGUGAGGGUUGAACAGUGUGCAUUAAUAUACACGUAAAUUCGAAACACAGACGCAAUUGUACUAUUUUGCAAAAACAAAUUCGAAGUGAAAUGAAAUUCCGUUUCCCCCCAUAAUGAAUUGCUCCAAGAGAAAGAAACACCACCGAAUGAAAAAAAGUUUAACCAAUUUCUACUGAAAUUAUCGAAUGCAUCUAAAUAAUGGCUUUCCGGAUUCUGCACCGAACUGCGAGAGUAUCUCUCGGCAGAUGUAAAAAUGCAACACCGAAAUCCCCCCUAAGUUUCCUAUUAUUUUGCCUGUGCAGAUUUUUUAAUUUUGAUUUUCGUUCAACAGUAAUUUAAGGCAAGGUUUUAACUAUCGAUAAGCAGUUUAUACAAGGAAGCCAAUUUAAUCAGAGAGACGAAAUAAUCUGAGAACUAUGAUUAAAACUCUUUCUAAAAAGGAAUUCAGAAUUCUAGAUCUAUCGACAAAACGGAAGGUGCAACCAGGAGUGACCCUUCUAUCAAGCAUAACAAAAUUAAGUGUGGAAAAUUUAAAAAAAAAUAUAAAUAACUAAAACGAUCGUAUGAUUACGUACAUAUAACUGUUGUGAUUUCCUAAUUAAACCACGAUUUGAGUUUGAUAGUGUAAGAUAUCAUCCCAUUCUUUUCAUUCUUUAUUUGCUCGGGUAGUCUAAUAUAGAAGGCUAACGCUUUGAAUAUUAAUUCAUUAGAGAAGAAGAUAAAAACAAACACUAUUGAAUAAACGAGAAGCCACUUUUUCGUUCUUUUGGGAAAAGUACUAGAAUAAAGCAAAAGUAUUUGUUAACAGUGAACACAAACGAGAGUGAGCAUCUUGAUAAGCUUCGAAUGCCCCUAAUUUACAAUAUAUUUGUACUACACGAACUACAAGAGAUGUUUGCUGAU
This is a messenger RNA of Wyeomyia smithii (pitcher-plant mosquito), 7576 nucleotides long. It is a transcript of the gene Hcf, whose product is annotated as host cell factor. Bases 483 to 6074 code for a protein of 1863 amino acids. Gene Ontology annotation, cellular component: histone methyltransferase complex. The transcript is spliced from 10 exons. Gene Ontology annotation, biological process: chromatin remodeling; regulation of DNA-templated transcription. Lineage: Eukaryota; Metazoa; Arthropoda; Insecta; Diptera; Culicidae. Gene Ontology annotation, molecular function: protein binding; transcription coactivator activity. The record is from RefSeq and is a predicted model, not a curated record.